This is a messenger RNA of Cyprinus carpio (common carp), 5911 nucleotides long. Its product is annotated as ubiquitin carboxyl-terminal hydrolase 19-like. Gene Ontology annotation, molecular function: cysteine-type deubiquitinase activity. Lineage: Eukaryota; Metazoa; Chordata; Actinopteri; Cypriniformes; Cyprinidae. Gene Ontology annotation, biological process: protein deubiquitination. The record is from RefSeq and is a predicted model, not a curated record.
ACUGGAUGUCCGGAAGUAGACCGUGCGUGUGUUUGUGUGUGGAGCAGGUUGGCGUGAUCGCAGUCUCUACCCGGUUUGUUUUUGUUCUCUUAACAAAGUGAGAGUCACGGAGCAGCGGUCGGCUCAGCAAGUGGAGGACGGACACCGUCGUUACGUCUUUGUUUGUGUUUACAAUAGCCCUGUUUCUGUUUUAACACCACAAAAUGGGUCCCGGUUAAGGAUUAUUUUGGAAAUAAAGAAGAAUUCAAUUUUUAGGGGGCGAGCUGAUGCGGCUCAGGGGCGAUCGGCGGCCCGCUGCCGUGUGUGAAGCCUCGGGCUGAAUUAGCUGCAGUCGCCGCGGCUCCGCUAACGGAGGAAAGGACACGCCGUUGCGACUCCUUAUUACAGAAAAACAACGAAACAAAUCUCCCUCUGAUUCUCUUCUGGGAGUGCUCUCACUUGAAACGCCGCCAAGAUAGCUGGACCGGGCAGGAAACGGCACAGCUCAGAUCCAGACCCCUGUGGAAGCAGCUCCGGGAGCGAGGUAGGAGACAGCCGACCCAUUAGCGGCAAGUGGCUGAAGAUGGCCAGCAGCAGUACAGGCCCCAGCGAAUCGGGCCGGAGGCGAGGUCAGAGAGGACCUGACGAUGCGGUCAGCACCAGUAAGAAGAAGCAGAAGGACAGAGCCAACCAGGAGAGCAAGGAGGCCAAGCGGGCCGUCUCAGCCACCAGCUCAGAGACUAGAAAAGAUUUGUUUGUGGACUGGAAGCAGAAUGCUCACGAGGUGAUAGUGAGGCUGAACUGUGAAGAUGCUGGGGUGCUGAGAGUGGGAGAUAUUGACUAUGCCUUUUCCGAUUCGGCCUGCCACAUCCGCCUGCCGGAUGGUCGUGAAUGGAGCUGCCAUCUUCAUGAAGAGAUUGAAGCCUCCUGCAGUAAACUGCUUUAUAAGGAGAAAACAAAUGUUCUGCAGAUUGUCAUGCACAAGAAGAUCCCCCUCAACACAUGGCCCACCUUUGCUAACAAAAAAAGACAGAAAUGGUAAACAUCCUUAGAGAGAAUGGCAGCAACCACCACCAGUCAACCACAGGGCAGUCUGAAAAAUCUGGCGAGAUCAUUGAGAAAAUGCCCACAGCGACCUCUGCUGAGCAGAAACGAGGUAAACCUGACCGAGGGUUGAAGCGAGGGAUGAAAGGCAAACAGGUGGAGCUCAUCGAGAGCACAGGUGUGAAGGUAGCUGAGAUUAAAUCAAGUGAUAAAGCAGACGCGAUCAAUGAGCCCAGCACAAAGCGCACCACACAAGUCUCCAGAAACAAAAAGGAGCCCCAACUAGCUCCCUGCUUGACAAAGGAGACUCAAUCCAAACCAGCAGUUAAUGGAAAAACACAUUCAUUAGCUGUGAGCAGCGGUGCCUCUUCAGCUAGUAAUGCAAAAGACAACAGGGUUCAGAUGCAGGUCAAAGGUCAAGGAUGCCAGGCAUCAUCAAGAGAAAAAGAGGUGGACAGGAGGCCAAAAAUCAAUGAUCAGGUUGAGGAAAAUGAAAGUAAGACUGUUUCCUCAGUGUGUGAGCUGAAGGUGGCACAACAGGAGAGUUCUCCUCUAGUGAAAAUGCACACUGGAAAAAUAGCAGCUGAUGAGAGAGAAAACCGAAAAGAUGAAAAGAAGCCACAAGUUGAUGCUCAGAUCCCUAAAAUGCUUCCAUCUCAUGAUUUGGUAUCUGGAGCGCCUGUUUCAACAGCCUCUAAGAGAGAGGAGUCUCCUCAAAAGAGCUGCACAGAGGAGAAGAGAGACAAGUCCAAGGAGGAUCCACAUGGAGGGAGCCAAGAGGAGGAUACAGAAGGUCCGGAGCCGAUGGUGAACUUGAAGUUUGUGAAGAAUGACUCUUAUGAGAAAGGGACAGACCUGAUGGUUGUUAAUGUCUACAUGAAAGAAAUCUGCCGGCAGACGUCCAGGGUGCUGUUCAGGGAAAAAGACUUCACUCUUGUCUUCCAGACGAGUGAUCCCAACUUUUUGCGCCUUCAUCCGGAUUGUGGACCAAACACUGUCUUUAAAUGGCAGGUUAAACUCAGGAAUCUAAUUCAGCCAGAUCAGUCCAGCUAUGCCUUCACUCCGUCCCGUAUCGACAUCAGCCUGAAGAAAAGACACAGUCAGCGUUGGGGAGGUCUGGAGGCACCUGCCACACAAGAAGUGCUGCAGGUGCGUGAUAAUUCAGAUGCAGGUGCAGUGGGGGGCGCCAAGGUUGCUGUGCCCUCCAGCCCUUCUACUCUUGAAAAGAGCCAGCCAGGAAGCAGCCAGCAUGCACUUCCUGCUAAAGAAGAACCACGAGUGGGAGAGGAGAAAGCCAAACCCCCUCGAGCCCCAGAGGACUCAGGUCUGGAUGCCGUGGCCCCACGCUCAGUCUCCGAACACAUGUCCCUCAAACAGGAACCAACUGUUGUUACGCCCAAGCCCACCUGCAUGGUGCAGCCCAUGACUCACACUCCUCCUGCAGGCAGUGAGAGAGCUGAAGAAGUGGAGGAGAAGAAAGUGUGUCUCCCCGGCUUCACUGGACUGGUCAAUCUGGGAAACACUUGCUUUAUGAACAGUGUGAUCCAGUCCCUCUCCAACACACGGGAGCUCAGGGAUUAUUUCCAUGACCGGGGGUUUGAGUCUGAGAUUAACUGUAGUAAUCCAUUGGGCACGGGUGGACGGCUGGCCAUUAGCUUUGCUGUUCUGCUUCGAGCGCUGUGGAAGGGCACUCACCACGCAUUUCAACCCUCCAAAUUAAAGGCUAUAGUAGCCAGUAAGGCCAGUCAGUUUACAGGCUACGCACAGCAUGAUGCUCAGGAGUUCAUGGCUUUCUUGCUGGACGGGCUGCAUGAGGACCUGAACCGCAUCCAAAACAAACCAUAUACAGAGACCGUUGAUUCAGAUGGCCGUCAGGAUGAAGUUGUUGCAGAAGAGGCGUGGCAGAGGCAUAAAAUGAGGAAUGAUUCCUUCAUUGUGGACCUCUUUCAGGGCCAGUACAAGUCAAAGCUGGUGUGUCCAGUGUGUUCUAAGGUUUCCAUAACCUUUGACCCCUUCCUGUACUUGCCUGUCCCGCUACCUCAAAAGCAGAAGGUGUUGACUGUUUUCUAUUUCGCUAAAGAGCCUCACAAGAAACCAGUCAAGUUUUUGGUCAGUGUGAGUAAAGAGAACUCAAGCACGGCUGAAGUACUGGAGUCAAUAUCUCGCAGUGUGAGGAUCAAACCAGAGAACCUGUGGCUGGCAGAGGUGGUGAAGAACAGGUUCAACAGAAUCUUCUCACCGCCUCAAUCUUUAGACACAGUCUCGCCCAGUGACCUGCUCUUCUGCUUUGAGGUGUUGUCUAAAGAUCUUGCCAAAGAGAGAGUGGUGCUGCUGAAGGUCCAACAGAGACCUCUGGUUCCAAGCAUCCCAAUCACAAAGUGCGCUGGCUGCAUGAAGCCUCCUGCCUCUGAUGACGAGAAGCUCAAGCGCUGUACUCGCUGUUACCGCGUCGGCUACUGUAAUCAGGCCUGCCAGAAGAACCACUGGCCCAAUCACAAGACCACAUGCCGGCCAAAUGUGGAGAACAUUGGACUGCCGUUUUUAAUUAGUGUGCCUGAGUCUAGGCUGACUUGCUCCCGCCUGACACAGCUUCUGGAAGGCUACUCUAGGUACUCUGUCAAUGUGUUCCAGCCACCUUUCCAGUCUGGUCGGACGUCUCCAGAGGCCAGCCUGUCCCAUGUUGACCUGGACUCCAUGGCGAGCAAUGUCUCAGAGUGUCAGGAGCAAGAGGAGGAACUGUCAUCUGCAGGAGAAGCGGAAAACCAAGCGGAGCAGGGUGACUCUGGCACAGCCCCACAAACUGAGUCCGCGUCUGUUAUCUCCGCUGCAGGUGGGGACACUCUCUCCACACACACCAGUGACUCAGGGUGCUGUGAGCUCGCCACCAGCUCCCAAGAUUCUUUGGUGGAGAAAGAAACCUCAUGUGAAAAGGCUAUAAAACCAGAAGCUGUAGUGACCGGGUAUCAGCAGCCUUUUGAGUCAGCCACUGGAAGUGCGUCUCAAUUCUACAUCACAGUUCUGGACUCAAGCCAAAAGGAGGACAGAAAACUUGAGGACAAAGGUGAUGCGAUACUAGAGCUGCCUGAUGACUGCACGCUAGAGCUGGUGUGGAAGAACAACGAGCGGCAGAAGGAAUAUGUGCUGGUCCGCUCUAAAGAGCUGGAGUUUGAUGAAGACCCUGGCUCUGCUACAGAGACAUCCAGGGCAGGACACUUCACCUUAGAGCAGUGCCUGAACCUUUUUACCAAACCUGAGGUGCUGGCCCCUGAAGAGGCAUGGUAUUGUCCUAAGUGUCAGCAACACAGGGAGGCCUCUAAACAGCUGCUGCUUUGGCGUCUUCCCAACGUGCUUAUCAUCCAGCUCAAGCGCUUCUCGUUUAGGAGCUUCAUAUGGAGGGACAAGAUUAAUGAUAUGGUUGAUUUCCCAGUCAGAAACCUGGACCUGAGUAAGUUUUGUAUUGGUCAUAAGGGUGACAUCCAGCAGCCCCCCAUCUAUGAUCUCUACGCUGUGAUCAACCAUUAUGGUGGCAUGAUCGGAGGACACUACACGGCCUACGCUCGUCUUCCCAGCGACAAGAACAGCCAGCGCAGCGACGUUGGCUGGCGUUUGUUUGAUGACAGCACAGUAACAACGGUGGAAGAGAGUCAGGUGGUUACACGUUACGCCUAUGUGCUGUUCUAUCGCCGCAGGAACUCUCCGGUAGAGAGGCCAUCUCACUUACUGGGGCCCCUUGGAGCCGAAUCCUCUGCUGCAGCCGGCGGUGCUGCCAGUCAGGCUUCUAGCCAGAACCUGUUUGGGACAGACCUGGACCCAGACGGACCGCCUCAGUUGAGCACGGAAGUGACCUCUGACAUGUUUGCACACUCUGGAGAAUGUGCCGCCCCGUCCUACAGCAGCAUGGAGGAGGUAGAUUGAAACUUCACCCAGUCAGGGAGACUUGCUAUCUCAAAAAAAAAAAGCAAAAAAGAGAAAAAUAGACAUUAGUACUCACAAGUGGAUCUAGCAUGGCAAAGGUGCUCAAUUUAGUUUUUUGUUUUUUUUACAUUUGCAAUGUGGACAUAAAGGCCACAUUGCAUUUCCAGUGCAAAGACUGUUUGGAAACGGCUGAUUAAAGAUGACAUGCUUAAAGUAAAGACUAAUCCUCCAACACAUUCACAAAUAAUUCUGUUAUUCUGAAAGGUGCACACAUUGAAAUACACUGUCAUAAGAAGAAGCGCACAUGUCUCUAAGGUUUUUUUUUAUGUAUAUAUGUAAUCAUUUUAACAGAAAUUAUGCCAUUCACAAUUUUACAUGGUAGGUUUCUAAUACAAUGUUUAUCUUGCUUGUAUUUACACGAGGUGUUACUUUUGUAAAAAAAAACAAUCGGCGAGUGCGAACAGCAUGGUUGCUUUGGAUGCACAGAAGAGUUUGGUGUUUGUUCUCACUGAAAUGUCUCCUGGCCUGAUGUGUUUCUCUGUAAAGAGUCUGGAGGUGUUGUGUAAAAGUUUUUGCAGGUGUUGUAGGUGAGAUUUUAAGUGUGGACAAGGCAGAUUGUUUGAGGUUUUUUUUUUUUUUUUUUUCUCACACUCAGGCCAUCUCUCAGCUUGAUGUUCUGUUCUUUCUUUCUCAGACAAUCAAGUGAUUGAAAUUCUUUUGUUUUACUCCAUGUCAGAUCCUGUGGAAAUGCAAAAGCUUGAUCGUUUGAGAUGCAUGUUGACCUACAAUAGCCCUAGUACUGUGUAUCAUAUAUCAUCUCUUUUGUUUUUCUAAGUUUUGAGUAUAUUGCUGUUUUCGUGUUGGACUGCAUAGCAAGCAAGCAGGAACUGGGGGAUUUGAUCGUAAGAAUGCUGCUGUGAAUAAAACAAAUGGUUAAUAUAAAUAAAGGCCUUUUUUGUGUAACAACCUUAAA